AUGAUUGCGAAUUUUUUAAUUAUUGGGAGAAAUGAAAGUCUUUGUAUUAAAAAUAUUUACGAUAAUAUAGGUGAUCAUUUUCAGCAUACAAAUUUUUAUAAAAAAAUUUUUAAUUUAAUAUAUGAUAUUAACAAGGAUGAUCUGGAUAAAAUGAAUAAAUUAUAUAGUUUAUAUGAGAACUACAGUAAACUUAACACUAUUAUAGAUAGUAACCAGGAUCUGGAUAAACAACAAUUAUUAACUCUCUCAACUGCAUGUUGUACUGAUUACAUUAAAGCUAGUUAUAUAUGCAAUGGUGGUAAUAAUAAAAAUAAUAAUAAGUUUUGUGAAAAACUAAAAGCUUUUAAAUCAAAAUAUGAAGAACUUUAUAAUAAAGUAGAUACUAAUGGAUUUGAAAUUUCAGCUAAUUUUAAAAAAUUAACACAAUGCGGAAAUACUAAUAUUGUAUCAACAGCACUUGUAGGAACAGCGGUUGGAUUGAUUCCCUUAUUGGGGGUAUUAUACAAGUUUACUCCUCUUGGACAAUAUUUUAAUUAUAAAAAAAGAAAAUUAAGUCAAUUGUGCAGAAAUAAUAAUGAAGAAAUGGAUAAUAUAAAAUUAAUGGAUCAGGAAAGUGAACAUAUAAGUUAUCAGCAAGGGGGAUUUAAUAUUAAAUAUCAUUCUGUAUGA
Molecule: messenger RNA, 669 nt
Organism: Plasmodium cynomolgi strain B
Lineage: Eukaryota; Apicomplexa; Aconoidasida; Haemosporida; Plasmodiidae
Exons: 3
Coding region: 1-669 (222 amino acids)
Source: RefSeq, a predicted model, not a curated record